Molecule: messenger RNA, 2705 nt
Organism: Mustela lutreola (European mink)
Lineage: Eukaryota; Metazoa; Chordata; Mammalia; Carnivora; Mustelidae
Gene: CDX2
Product: caudal type homeobox 2
Exons: 3
Coding region: 295-1251 (318 amino acids)
Biological process (GO): cell differentiation; anterior/posterior axis specification; embryo development
Cellular component (GO): nucleus
Molecular function (GO): DNA-binding transcription factor activity, RNA polymerase II-specific; RNA polymerase II transcription regulatory region sequence-specific DNA binding
Source: RefSeq, a predicted model, not a curated record
CGGCCUGGGGCUCCGCACUCCAGCCUGUGGCGGGUCUUCCCCGCCUCUGCAGCCCAGUGGGAAGGAGGUGGGAGGAAAGAAGGAAGAAAGGGAGGAGGGAGGAGGCAGGCCAGAGGGAGGGACCGCCUCAGAGGCAGAAGCGCCGCGAAGAGCCAGCGGAGCUCCGCGGGCUGGGGCGCAGCCGGACGCCCUUCUCCGCACCCCGCCUCGCCCCUUCCCCUUCGCGCCCUCCGGCAGCGUCCAGCGUCGGUCCCCAGGCAGCAUGGUGAGGUCUGCUGUCGGGCCCUCGCCACCAUGUACGUGAGCUACCUCCUGGACAAGGACGUGAGCAUGUACCCCAGCUCCGUGCGCCACUCUGGCGGCCUCAACCUGGCCCCACAGAACUUCGUCAGUCCCCCGCAGUACCCGGACUACGGCGGCUACCAUGUGGCGGCUGCGGCCGCCGCGGCCGCGAACUUGGACAGCGCGCAGUCCCCGGGGCCGUCCUGGCCCGCCGCCUACGGGGCCCCGCUCCGAGAGGACUGGAACGGCUACGCGCCGGGGGGCGCCGCGGCCGCAGCCAACGCCGUCGCCCACGGCCUCAACGGGGGCUCCCCGGCCGCCGCCAUGGGCUACAGCAGCCCCGCCGACUACCACCCGCACCACCACCCGCACCACCACCCGCACCACCCGGCCGCCGCGCCUUCUUGCGCCUCGGGGUUGCUGCAGACACUCAACCCCGGCCCUCCGGGGCCCGCCGCUACCGCCGCCGCCGAGCAGCUGUCCCCCGGCGGUCAGCGGCGGAACCUGUGCGAGUGGAUGCGGAAGCCUGCGCAGCCGUCCCUCGGAAGCCAAGUGAAAACCAGGACGAAAGACAAAUACCGAGUGGUGUACACGGAUCACCAGCGGCUGGAGCUGGAGAAGGAGUUUCACUACAGUCGUUACAUCACCAUCCGGAGGAAAGCCGAGCUGGCUGCCACACUGGGGCUCUCCGAGAGGCAGGUUAAAAUUUGGUUUCAGAACCGCAGAGCCAAGGAAAGGAAAAUCAACAAGAAGAAGUUGCAGCAGCAGCAGCAGCAGCAGCAGCAGCAGCCACCGCCCCCGCAAGGUCCACCGCCUACCCCGCAGCAACCCCAGCCACAGCCAGGCCCUCUGAGAAGCGUCCCAGAGCCCCUGAGUCCUGUGUCUGCCCUGCAAGGCUCGGUGCCUGGCUCCGUCCCUGGGGUUCUGGGGCCAGCGGCAGGGGUGUUAAACCCCACUGUCACCCAGUGACCUCCAGUGGCCUGCAGCAGCAGAGCGAUUCCGGGCUGAGCCACGAGGAGCAUAGACUCUGCUAGAAUCCUCAGGAGAGACCCCCUUCCCUCCCAACCACAAAUGUACACCAACUUACCUAGCUCUCAGAGGAAAAAUGGGGGCCGGGAGUAAGGACAAGUGGGGUUGGAGGCCUCCAGGAAGACAUUCUCCCAGAUUUGGACUUCUGCUGGUCUGACUUUCUGCCAGCGAGAAGAUGGGAUAUGACUACCGAGGCUUCAUUUAGUACUGGCAGAAGCCUGGCCUGGACUGACUAAACAGACAGGCUGUCAGCCCUCACCUCCGCAGAUCUUGGCCUCCAAAACCUGCGGGACACACCUCUGAUUGAAGCCGAGGGGAGAGAGGAACUCAGGGUGAACGCCAGCGCUUGCAGCCAAGAUGGCUACUGCCUACUCCCAACCAUUCAAGGGCCAGCUGGUCCCUCCUGCCUCAAGGGCAGGCAAGCUUUAACUGCAAAAGUCAGAGGCAGCUAAGAUAGAAACCUGGACCUACCAAAGACUGCAGAACCCCCAGGUCUUUGUCUUUCUUCUCUUCCCUUCCCAGACCAGGAAAGGCUUGAGUGGUGUAUGUGCUGCUGUAUGGUGUGAGGGGCGUGGUUAUGGGGCUCCAGGCCUGACAAGAAGGCCCCGGACAGGGCCUUGUUUAGAAAGCCUGUCACCAGAGCUUCUCUGGGCUGAAUGUAUGUCAGUGCUAUAAAUGCCAGAGCCAACCUGGACUUCCUGUCAUUUUCACAAUCUUGGGGCUGAUGAAAAAGGGGAGUUUUUGUUAUUGUUGCUGCUGUUUGGGUUGUUGGUCUGUGUAACAUCCAAGCCAGCAUUUAAAAAGCUUUCUGAUUCCAUGGGGGAGAGAAGUAAUACGGUGAAGGGAAGUGGGGGGGUAUUUGAACACAGUUGAAUUUUUUCUAAAAAGAAAAAAAAGAGAGAGAGAGAGAUAUAAAUGAGCUUUCCAGAUUUCAGAGUCUGUAUUUAUCAUCCUCAGAUUUUAUCUGGAAUUAUUAUUAUUUUUUUUAAGAAAUGAAAUGUCUACUUGAGAGCUAGUAUUAGAAAAACGAGGGAGCGGGUGGAGAAGGUUAUCUGGAUAAACUCAUUUUACCCCAGAGCGUCAGAAGCCUGAGGGAGCAGGUUCUAAGACCUUCCCUGCCCCCAAGCCUGAGCCCAACCUUGGAUUGUGGAAUGUGUGGUUCUCCUGGGGUGGCUUUGGGCUAAAUGUACAUCUGAAUGCUCAGCUGCUUCCAAGCUGUGGAGAAUUAUGGGGGGCAGGUGAGAGAGUCCCCUCCUGACAUCUCAUCUAAUGCACGUUGAUGCGGUUGCAGACAUCCCCUUCCUCAGUGAUUCCCUUCACCCGAGGGAUGUCCCAUAAUCCAGCUUGUUAAACAGAAGCAUUUAGUAAAAAUGCUGUGUUUUCUGCUCUCUCAA